This is a messenger RNA of Ostrea edulis (European flat oyster), 1881 nucleotides long. RefSeq lists its product as uncharacterized. Lineage: Eukaryota; Metazoa; Mollusca; Bivalvia; Ostreida; Ostreidae. The record is from RefSeq and is a predicted model, not a curated record. Bases 346 to 1536 code for a protein of 396 amino acids. The transcript has 2 exons.
AGGACGUUGAAUAACCACAAUCCUGACAUAUCAAUGGGGUUACGUUAACAUCUAAUACGGUAUCAGCCGUUACAUUCGAACCAAGUACUUGGAUGCGCUGCUAAUCCUGAACACAAAGGUCAUGAAUUUGUAAGUCUAAAAACAAUUUACGCUGAAAAAUUCGAUCUAUGCUCCGAAAGAAUUUCAAGAAUUAAAGAACACCUGCUACCGAUUUCGAAUGCGCAACAAAGCAAAACAACUACAGAUUUGGGGAAAGUGAAGGAGAUCAUUACCAAUAUCAAAACGUCCAUUAUCGAGAAGGCGUCCGAAAUCAAGCAAAUCGUCAACACAACAGUGCUACAAAAUAUGGAGCAAUUGGACAAAAUUGAACAAAAUUUGUUGCAUGAUGUCGAAACUCAAGGUAAUGCUAUUGAUGCACAUGUCUUAUAUCUGAACGGCUUUGUUGAAAAGUAUGAAGCACACGUAUCUUCAAAAAAACUAUCAGAAUUUAUUUCAUUGUACAAAGAAACAAUGAAUAUAAGAGAUGUACCUGAAGCAGCCAAUCCCCAGCUUCCGGAGUAUAUUCCUGGUCACGCCGACAAGACAGAGAUCGCAAAUCUCUUGGGAUCUAUCAUUAUCCCGGGAAACGACAAUCCAAAGAUGUCAAAAAAGAAAACAGCAGAACGAAAAGCUUCUUUUGAUGGUAUGUCCUCUCCAAAACAAGGAAAACACACCGAAAAUGAUUUCAAAUUGUCGCGAUCGAACGAAGUAAUGUAUCGGUGUACUCUCAACAAAAGAAUCAAUGUGUCAAACAUUGAAAAUGUUCUACAUAUUUCCCUGGAAAAUGCCAACCAAAUGUGGGUGAGCGACUUAUGGGGUUCUCUAGUACAGAUUGAUACGGAAGGAAACGUGCUUAAGACUAUCAAAGCAAACUAUGGAGAACGUGGUUUUCAUACAGUAACAAAGAACGGAGACUUACUGUACACUGAUCAACAACUGAAAGUUAUUAACAUGGUCCAUGAUGGAGAGACAAUCCAAUUCACCAGCACUGGCAGUUGGACGCCUCUUAGUAUCCACUUCUCUCGUAUCAAUGGAGAGAUAUUGGUUGGCAUGAUGAAAGGCAACCAAGGAAAAAUCAUCAGAUAUUCAGAAGAAGGGACAAAAAUACACAGCAUUCAUAAGACGUACCUACACCAGAGUUUAUACGAACGUCCGAAUUACCUCACGGAAAGUGUCAAUGGAGAUAUCUGUACUUCAGAUAGCGCAAAGGAAGCUGUUAUUGUCGUGAAUAAGGCGGGAAAGUUUCGCUUUAACUACAAAGGUCAGAAACCAAAGUUUAUUCCUUAUGGAAUAUGCACUGAUAUUCACAGACACAUCAUGGUCUGUGACGGACACUGCAAAGAUGUCCACCUCUUGGAUCAGGAUGGUCAGUUCUUGUUUCUGAUUUUAAAUCAACAAGAACAUUGUCCGCAAGGACUUUGUGUGGAUGACGAUUACAGUCUCUUUGUUGGACAAGGUUCUAUCAACGAGGUAACUGUAUAUCAGUAUAAUAGAUGAUUUUGAAUUUCAACAAAAGAUUUCUUUGGAUAUUUGCGUUUUAAAAAAUAGAACUACCAUAAAGGACGCAUGGUUUUAUGUUUACCAGUAGAAUUUACCAAGGAAACCUGAUAAUGGGCAUCAUUACUAUCGAUCCUUGAUGUUUUCCGAAGACUAUUUCCAUGCGACUGUGUUUAGUAUAAAAAUCGGACUGACUUUAACUUUGUAGGGCAUGGAUGAACUGUCCGAUUAUGAAAUAUAAUUUACAACAAAUCACUCCAGAAGUUCGUUCUUUUAAUCAAUUUAAAGAAAAGAUAGAAUUAAUUUUGCCAUGAAUAAAAUUCUACUUCCUUAAUGCCUAACGAU